Messenger RNA from Racocetra persica, 319 nucleotides. Lineage: Eukaryota; Fungi; Glomeromycota; Glomeromycetes; Diversisporales; Gigasporaceae. The record is from the annotation of a GenBank genome assembly.
AAAAAUGUCAGCACAUUCUUACCACAUUCCCGUAAAUAAAAUUUCCUCUCAAACACGAAAGACUGAGCCCGUAACUACAAUGGUCUCAACAACACCAACCAGCGUCGCGAUUAAACCAAUGCACCCAUUACCACCAACUACGAUAGCACACCUUGAAAGUAUCUUUGAAGCAGUUAAGAAACAGGUUUCCAUAUGGGGAGAAAACGCGAGAUGGAAAAUUGAUCUAGUUUUAUUACCUGAUGAAGAAACAGAAUCUCAAAAUCAGACUAUCGAAGAUAUGAUAAAUUCAACCAAUUCAACUGUAGGCCAUCAUUCGCCA